CCCUCUGUAGUACGUUAACAACUGAAGCAUCCGCUCGCGUUCCUUUCCUCUCGACUCCUGUUCUUUCCCAGGGAGUCCGCCAUUGUUGGCGCACGUAUAAUUCUGACCAGGCUACUGAAAUCGGACAACAUCCAAAAUGGUGAACUUCACAGUAGACGAGAUCCGUGGGAUGAUGGACAAGAAAAAGAACAUCCGAAACAUGUCCGUCAUCGCCCAUGUGGAUCACGGAAAGUCAACUUUGACCGACUCCCUUGUGUCCAAAGCCGGUAUCAUUGCUGGUGCCAAGGCUGGAGAGACACGGUUCACUGAUACUCGAAAGGAUGAGCAAGAACGUUGUAUUACCAUUAAGUCAACUGCGAUAUCGAUGUACUUUGAGCUCGAAGAGAAAGACUGUGUCUUCAUUUCAAGCCCUGAUCAGCGUGAUAAGGACGAGAAGGGUUUCCUGAUCAACUUGAUCGAUUCACCUGGACACGUUGAUUUCUCGAGCGAAGUCACAGCGGCCCUUCGUGUCACAGACGGAGCUCUCGUUGUCGUCGACUGUGUUUCUGGAGUAUGUGUACAGACGGAAACUGUUUUGCGUCAGGCUAUCGCCGAGCGUAUUAAGCCAGUUUUGUUCAUGAACAAAAUGGACCGUGCGCUUCUUGAACUUCAGUUGGAGAGUGAGGAUCUUUAUCAGACUUUCCAACGUAUUGUUGAAAACGUGAACGUAAUUAUUGCCACGUAUUCCGAUGAUGACGGACCCAUGGGUGAAGUUCGUGUUGAUCCCAGCAAAGGAUCCGUCGGUUUCGGUUCAGGUCUUCACGGAUGGGCCUUCACACUGAAACAGUUCUCUGAAAUGUAUGCCGAGAAGUUCAAGAUUGAUACGGUCAAGCUAAUGAACAGACUCUGGGGAGAGUCGUUUUUCAAUGCCAAAACGAAGAAGUGGAGCAAGCAGAAGGAGGCUGAUAACAAGCGUUCAUUCUGCAUGUACGUUUUGGACCCAAUUUACAAGGUGUUCGAUUGUAUCAUGAACUACAAGAAGGAUGAAGCCGAUUCUCUUCUCCAGAAGUUGGGCAUCACCUUGAAACCAGAAGACAAGGACAAGGACGGUAAAGCACUUUUGAAGGUUGUCAUGAGAACUUGGUUGCCCGCUGGUGAAGCUUUACUUCAGAUGAUAGCCAUCCAUCUUCCAUCGCCUGUGACCGCACAAAAGUACAGAAUGGAGAUGCUGUACGAGGGACCUCAUGAUGAUGAGGCUGCCGUUGGUAUCAAGACUUGCGAUCCCAAUGGGCCGUUGAUGAUGUACAUCUCAAAAAUGGUACCAACUUCCGACAAAGGUCGUUUCUACGCUUUCGGUCGUGUUUUCUCUGGAAAAGUAUCGACUGGCAUGAAGGCACGUAUCAUGGGACCCAAUUUUACGCCCGGAAAGAAGGAAGAUUUAUACGAGAAGGCUAUCCAGAGAACCAUCUUGAUGAUGGGGCGUUAUGUUGAAGCUAUUGAAGAUGUUCCUUCCGGUAACAUUUGCGGUCUCGUGGGAGUCGAUCAAUUCUUGGUCAAGACUGGUACCAUCACCACCUUCAAGGAUGCGCACAACAUGAAAGUCAUGAAAUUCUCUGUCUCACCUGUCGUGCGUGUAGCCGUCGAGCCCAAAAAUCCAGCUGAUUUGCCCAAGUUGGUAGAAGGAUUGAAGCGUUUGGCCAAAUCUGAUCCUAUGGUGCAGUGCAUCAUUGAAGAAUCUGGAGAACACAUUAUUGCCGGAGCCGGCGAACUCCAUCUUGAAAUUUGUCUGAAGGAUCUUGAAGAGGAUCACGCGUGUAUACCAAUUAAGAAGUCGGAUCCCGUUGUAUCGUACCGAGAAACCGUUUCCGAAAUAUCCGAUCAAAUGUGCUUGUCCAAGUCACCCAACAAACACAACCGUCUCUUCAUGAAGGCCGAACCUAUGCCUGAUGGUCUCCCCGAAGAUAUCGACAAUGGAGAAGUGAAUCCACGAGAUGAUUUUAAGGUACGUGCUCGCUAUCUCUGUGAUAAGUACGACUACGAUCUAACAGAAGCUAGGAAAAUCUGGUGCUUCGGUCCCGAUGGUACCGGACCCAAUAUUCUCGUCGAUUGUACCAAGGGAGUGCAAUAUCUUAACGAAAUUAAGGAUUCUGUCGUCGCUGGAUUCCAGUGGGCAGCGAAGGAGGGUGUACUCUCUGAAGAGAACUUGAGAGGAGUCCGUUUCAACAUCUACGACGUGACGUUACACGCUGACGCGAUACACAGAGGAGGUGGACAAAUCAUCCCCACGACGAGACGUUGUCUUUACGCGUGUCUCCUGACCGCCUCCCCAAGACUGAUGGAGCCCGUUUAUUUGUGUGAAAUUCAGUGCCCUGAAGUCGCCGUUGGUGGAAUCUAUGGUGUCUUGAAUCGUAGGAGAGGACAUGUUUUCGAGGAACAACAGGUGGCUGGUACCCCAAUGUUCGUCGUUAAAGCUUAUCUUCCCGUAAACGAGUCGUUCGGUUUCACUGCUGAUUUGCGUUCCAACACCGGAGGACAGGCCUUCCCACAGUGCGUGUUUGACCAUUGGCAAAUCCUUCCCGGAGAUCCGUUGGACCCCUCAACCCGGCCAUACGUAGUUGUUCAGGAAACUCGUAAGAGGAAGGGAUUGAAAGACGGUCUCCCAGACUUGGCAUCGUAUUUGGAUAAAUUGUAACUGUCAUGCACUUUAUUUAAAUAUUAUAUAAUUCAAUUAAUUGCUGCAACAGUAAAAUAUACCAUCGGUUGUUGAAGAACUCUUUGUUUUUCAUAAAUUCGCGAAAACCAAGAGCGGAAAUAAAAUGUAAGAUGAGAGAGAGAGAGAGAGAGCAGCAGGAAAUGCUUAAAAAAUUGUAAUUACUGUGGCCAAGAUGCAGCUUGUAAUGGGAGAUAUACUGUUUUUAUACGUUUAUUUAAAGAAAAAAAGUAAAUACCACGAUUACUACUCAAAAUAAUAUUUGUCCAGGGUAUCUCGCUUUGUAAUGUCGAGAUGCGGGGGACGCACACGAUAUUAAAGACACGAAAAAACCGGCUUAAACAAUUAAUUGCCUUUGUCAAGAAGAAAUUUAAUGAGAUCACGAACUUAGAUGCUACUUUUCUUCCUUCAGAAAUUUAAUUUUCUGUAUUUUUUACGUUAACUUUUAAAAUGUUUAUUUCAGUCUUACGUUAUUGCACGUUUGAUAUUUUUCCAUUUGACUGAAACAGCAUAGAAAAAGUAAUCGACAACAGUGGAACGUUUGCAACAACACAAUAUACUUGUACCGUGAGACGAUUAUGAAAUAACAAAACUUUAAAAAACGGAAGGUA
Molecule: messenger RNA, 3300 nt
Organism: Belonocnema kinseyi
Lineage: Eukaryota; Metazoa; Arthropoda; Insecta; Hymenoptera; Cynipidae
Gene: eEF2
Product: translation elongation factor 2
Exons: 14
Coding region: 137-2671 (844 amino acids)
Biological process (GO): translational elongation
Cellular component (GO): ribonucleoprotein complex; cytosol
Molecular function (GO): GTPase activity; translation elongation factor activity; GTP binding
Source: RefSeq, a predicted model, not a curated record